AUGCCGAAGACGACAAGGAGAACUACUACAACUACCACUACUACCACCACAACAAGGCCAUCAACGACGAAAACCACUGCUCAUCCAAACGGCAUUGAACAGGAAUUUCCGCUUCCAACUGAAAUGGAGACAGAGUUUGGUAUGAGUUUUGAUGAGACCAGAAGAAAAUUGGAUGAGGAGAUGCGACAAGAAGACGAGAGAUUGCAGCAACUGCUGGCUGACGAGGAAGCGGAAAUGAACAGAGACGAGGAAGAAGAUGCACAACAACGAGAAGAAGAGAUCCGAAAAGAACGAGAACGAAAUCGUAUGGAAAGGUGA
This is a messenger RNA of Cooperia oncophora, 318 nucleotides long. Lineage: Eukaryota; Metazoa; Nematoda; Chromadorea; Rhabditida; Trichostrongylidae. The record is from the annotation of a GenBank genome assembly.